AUGAAAAGCAAGUGGCGACGGACUCACGACAUGCUGGUGGCCAACACCGAUUUCGGAUGGGAUGAUAUGCGAGAAGUAAUCGCCGGGAGGGGAAGCUGUAUGACAAUAUUUUUUGCACACCCUCGGGAUUCCGAUAUGCGGCGGAAGAAGUGUAUUUUUUAUGAGGAUCUGACCACGAUCUUCUCUGAAACACUGCGACAGGUGCCCAAAUACAAAGUUGAUUCCCUGGUGGCGGCGUCCCUAAAAGAAGCAAUGGAUCGACUGUUAGCUAUGUCGGGGUUUAUUGAAAAGGACUUCAUUGCAGCUACGACAAAAUUUAAAUACUCGGAUGCUCGACAAAUUUUUGUGUUGGCUAAGACUGUAGAGAAGCGCCGAACGUUGCUCGAUAAUUGGGUGGAACAGAGUGAGAAAUGA
Messenger RNA from Striga asiatica, 414 nucleotides. The record is from the annotation of a GenBank genome assembly. NCBI's taxonomy places the organism in Eukaryota, Viridiplantae, Streptophyta, Magnoliopsida, Lamiales, Orobanchaceae.